AUGAACAUUCCACUGCACCGGCCCGAGCUCAUCCAGAAGACACCCGACUACCUCCAGACCAUCACGAGCCUCGCGCAUCCAGAGCACGUACUCAACAAGAAAGGGUACCUGACCGCGCAGCUGACGAGCUAUGAUCUGGAGCGCAAGAAGCGAUGCUUGCACUGUUCUAAAGUUCUCAAGAAAAAGGACAAGAUCCACUGGGCGAAGAGUCAAGCUGGUCAGGAUGCCUCUUCUGGCAUUUCACGUCCUGUGGAGAUAUUGACUGUCGCGGAGCCGGAAGACGCUGAGGGUGGGGCGUCGUUGGAAACCAGGGCUGAAGGCAAGGCUCAAGGCAAAGGGAAGCCCCCCAAGGACCUUUGCAGGUACCAUACCGGAGCGGUGCGAGCCAAGCACUGGACAUGCUGUGGUGGCUUUGUUGCCGUGCCAGGCUGUGUCGAGUCUGCGCAGCACACGCCUCGCGUCUACGCGCACAAUGAGCUGGAGCUCGAGUGGCAGCUUCACCCGACGCCUUCCCCAUCGCCUAACAUGCAGGGCCGCCGUCGUGGAGGUAGAGUCCCCGCGAUCAAGCCCGUCGACGCCGUGGCCAUUGACUGCGAAAUGGGCACGUCCGAGUACGGCGACACGGAGCUCAUCCGCCUGACGAUUAUCGACUACUUCACCGGCCAAGUGCUGCUGGACAAGCUCGUGUGGCCCGACUGCCCCAUGCAGCACUUCAACACCCGGUUCUCGGGCAUCACGCGCCAGAUGAUGAACGACGCGCGGCGACGGCGCACCUGUUUGUUUGGCAGGGCGAGUGCGCGGGCGGAGAUGUGGAAGUUUAUCGGGCAGGACACGGUCGUGGUAGGCCAUGGGUCGAACAAUGAUUUCACGUCCCUGCGCUGGAUCCAUCCACGCAUCGUGGACACGUUUCUGAUCGAGGAGCCGUUCGCCACCGUGGAGAGGGCCAAGUUUGAGGCCGCCAUGGAGAAGAUGGAGGAGGAGAAGAAGGCCCUGAAGGAGCGUGGCGAACCAUGGGACCACCUCACGCCGCCGCCUGCAGUUCAGGGAUCGUCGCUCAAGGCACUGACGGACACGCGCCUCAAGCGCAAGAUCCAGAUGGCGGGGCGGGGCCACGACAGUCUGGAGGAUGCCUGGGCUUGCAGGGACCUGCUGCACUGGCAUGUCGUGAACCGCCUGGAUCGGCAGUCCCUGCCGGCCCCUACUCAGGUUGUGGUUGACGAGAUUGCUAUUGCCCAGAGAGGUCACUGGUAG
Messenger RNA from Emericellopsis atlantica, 1251 nucleotides. Its product is annotated as ribonuclease H-like domain-containing protein. The transcript has 3 exons. Gene Ontology annotation, cellular component: nucleus. Bases 1 to 1251 code for a protein of 416 amino acids. Lineage: Eukaryota; Fungi; Ascomycota; Sordariomycetes; Hypocreales; Bionectriaceae. Gene Ontology annotation, biological process: ribosomal large subunit assembly; rRNA processing. The record is from RefSeq and is a predicted model, not a curated record. Gene Ontology annotation, molecular function: exonuclease activity; nucleic acid binding.